GGGCUCUCCAGUGUUGUGUUUCGAGUCGCGCCAAAACAGCUGUUCGGCAGUCGCUGGAUAAAAAUGAAUACAUUCAACUUUGAAAUCAAACUAAAACGCGAAAACAAAGUAUAUUAUGAGAAUGACAUGCUGCUGGGCUGCGUGCAGUUCCAGAGCAGCGCCGACACAAAACAUGAAGGAAUCCAGCUAUAUCUGGAGGGAAUCGUUAAUUUGCAGCUUAGCAGCAAGACCGUGGGAUUAUUCGACGCCUUCUACAACUCUGUGAAGCCCAUUAAUCUGCUGCAGAACAAUCUCGAGCUAUCUGCUCCCGGGAAGCUGAGCGCUGGCCGCUCCGAGUUUCACUUCGAGCUGCCUCUCGUCAGCCGAAAGGAGCCACUGUACGAGACAUAUCACGGAGUAUUUAUCAAUGUCAACUACCAACUGCAGUGCACCGUCAAGCGAAACUUUCUGGGCAAAUCCAUGACGAAAAUCCAACAGUUUUGUGUGCAGUACAAGCCAACGGGUCUCGGCGAAGACUCGCUGCGAUCCGUGCCCUUCAGCCUGAGUCCCGACUCGCUGCAGAAAAAUGCUACAGCCAAGGAGCGCCUAUCCAUGCCGCGUUUUCUCAUCACAGGUCGUCUGGAUCGCAGUGAAUCGUGUGUAACGAUGCCCAUAACCGGCAGCAUUAUGGUGCAGCAUACGGAGGCGGCCAUCAAAUCGAUUGACAUGCAACUGGUGCGCGUGGAGACAUGUGGCUGUGAAGAGGGUCACAGCAAGGAUGCCACCGAGAUCCAGACCAUACAAAUCGCUGAUGGCAACGUUCUGCCCAAGCUGGAACUUCCCAUUUAUAUGGUACUUCCGCGACUCUUCACCUGCCCCACGUUGCUCACAAAAAACUUUAAAAUUGAGUUUGAAUUGAAUCUGGUGGUUGUGUUCAAGGAGGAUUACACUGUUAGUGAAAACUUUAAAAUAGUUUUUAAACGCUCUGCAGGCCCAAUGCCCAGCAAAAUUACUACCGCAGGACGUUGAGCGAACAUGCUCAAAUAUUGGCAACUAUUAAUUGGCAGCUUACCAUAAAAUAUAAUCGAAAUAUAUUUAUAAUAAACCUUAUGAAUCUUGAA
Molecule: messenger RNA, 1100 nt
Organism: Drosophila guanche
Lineage: Eukaryota; Metazoa; Arthropoda; Insecta; Diptera; Drosophilidae
Product: vacuolar protein sorting-associated protein 26C
Exons: 3
Coding region: 64-1008 (314 amino acids)
Biological process (GO): intracellular protein transport
Cellular component (GO): endosome
Source: RefSeq, a predicted model, not a curated record